Tachyglossus aculeatus (Australian echidna) is the source of this 1683-nucleotide messenger RNA. It is a transcript of the gene ARMH1, whose product is annotated as armadillo like helical domain containing 1. The record is from RefSeq and is a predicted model, not a curated record. The transcript has 12 exons. Lineage: Eukaryota; Metazoa; Chordata; Mammalia; Monotremata; Tachyglossidae. Bases 88 to 1584 code for a protein of 498 amino acids.
CCUUCCCGCGAAUUGCUCCAUUCCUGGCAGCAGCGGCGGCGAGGACCCAACCGGCGGAGCGUAACGGCCGGUCCGUCCCAGCCGAUCAUGACCUCCAUAAGGGAGCAGGCGGCCAUCGGCAGGCUCCUGGGAUUUCUGCAGGAUUGGGACAAAGCCGACGAGGUGACGAGGUGCCAGAUCCUGGACAGCUUCAUCGAAAUCAAUCAAGGCAAGACGGGCCCCGAGCUGGAGCAGGAGUUCUCCCAAGGAGCCAGCUUGUUCCUGCUGCGCCUGAGCAUCUGGCUCAGGCUGUCCUACAUGUUUGGGUCCUGCUUAAAUAAGCUAUUAAAGGCCAUCGGCAUCUUCUUAUCAGCGGUAAGCAGCCACCACUACCACGUCGAGUUCCUUGAGGUCGGCGGGGUCUUAACCCUCUUGGAGAUCCUCGGGUCGGAGAAACUACAGGAGGAAGACAAAAAGGAAGCCAUCAAGUUGGUCCAGCUGAUCGCCAACUCCGGCAGGAAAUUUAAAGAGCUCAUCUGCGAAAGUUACGGGGUGCGAGCAGUUGCGGAGUUUUUGGCCAAAUCCAAGUCAGAGGAAUCUCAGGAAGAAGCCCAGAUCCUCUUGGACACUUUGGUCCACGGAAAUCCCAAGUACCAGAAGCAGGUGUACAAAGGUCUGAUUGCGUUGCUGUCCUGCACCUCCCCCAAAGCCCAGCAACUCACUCUGCAGACGCUCAGAGUUGCCCAGGAAAUUGUGGGAACAGCUCACCCCUAUAUCGUGGAGGCCGUGCUAGAAGUGCUGCGUACGAUGCAUCUCGAAGUCCAAUAUGAAGCCAUUCAGCUGAUCCAGAUCCUCAUGGGCUUCGAAGUGCGCCCGGCCAUGCUCCGGGGCCUGGUUGCCCUCCUGAAACCACCUGCCAGGGAGACCGUCGGACCGAAGCCCCAAAUCCUGCAAGACCCGUCCGUGCUCCAGGUAUCCAGCUGCCUCCCAGUCUUCCUCCAGCAAGCCGCCGCCGCCAAAGCCAUCGGCAUCUUGGUCCGCGGCUCCGAGGCCGUGGCGGAGGAGCUGCUGCAACUUCAGGUGGUGCAUGGACUACUGUAUGCCAUGGGCAACCAGGACCACACCAAUUCCCAACGGCUGGCCAGCCUCUCCCUGGAGGCCUUGGUGAAGAUGUUCCCUGUCGUGCAGGAGCAGGUGAAGAUGGCGAUGGGGGAGACGCUCUUCCAGCUCUUCAUGAGCAACAUUGAAGAUUUUUACCUCACCAUGGACCCGGUCCAGGCUGCGAUCCUGACCUCCAAUAAAGCCGACAUCCUCGCCGAUGAAGCUGGGGACGAGGAGUGCCGGGGACCCCAGCUUGCCGCCACUCAGCCAAGGACCGGAACUUCAACCGGCGGAGGAGAGAGCCUCCAGAGUCCCCCCAAGCCCCUUCCCUCCGCUCAGCCGAGAGCCAGGAGCAGUUCCCCCAGCUUGGAGCAGAAGGGAGAGGAAAAGGAAGAAAUGGAUGGUUUUGAGGCUGGGGAAGAGGAGAAGGUGGAGGCCGGGGGUCUCGGCCUCAAAAACCGCCCUGCCCCACGCGGCCCUGCCAACCGGCGGCGAGAUUUUUAAACCAACGCUUGUAACCGGACAAGGAGAAGCCACGGAGGGGGCCAAGAACGUGCCAACAGGGAGACGGAUUUCCCCUCCCUGGUCUGGCUGGGUAAUCAA